Molecule: messenger RNA, 5115 nt
Organism: Anneissia japonica
Lineage: Eukaryota; Metazoa; Echinodermata; Crinoidea; Comatulida; Comatulidae
Product: very long-chain specific acyl-CoA dehydrogenase, mitochondrial-like
Molecular function (GO): fatty-acyl-CoA binding; flavin adenine dinucleotide binding; very-long-chain fatty acyl-CoA dehydrogenase activity
Source: RefSeq, a predicted model, not a curated record
AUAAGCCCACUCACCACACUGAUUGCGCAUUGUUUUGUCACGACGAUUCUGUCACUCACCAGAGCGAUUACACACACUGGCUGAUUACUUGGCUUACAGAUUCUGCUCACUCAGUGAAUGUGUUUUUAAGUUCUAUUUAGGCCUACAUUACUUAAAAUUAUAAUUUAACAAAAUGAUGCGGUGUAGUAGAAUAUUUGCUUUCGUAAGCCAGAGGAAUUUGGCACUUAGUAAGGUUACUCAGAGGUCUUUGUUGGUGAGUUCACAACAUCAGCGUGGCAAGUCAACUGUUGCGGAGACAGCGGCUCAUGAUGUCCAACCUCAAAAGGAAUCAAGAUCAUUUGCUAUGGGUCUGUUUUGUGGCCAAAUCAAUCCUGAACAAGUUUUUCCUUUUCCAAAUGCACUAACAACAGAACAAAGAGAAGCAAUUGAAAUGUAUAUUGAUCCAGUAACAAAGUUUUUUGAGGAAGUAAAUGAUGCUAAUAAGAAUGAUAAUAUGGCAGCCAUUGAAGAGAACACAAUGAAAGGCUUGAAAGAAAUGGGAGCUUUUGGACUUCAGGUUUCUACAGAACACCAUGGUUUAGGACUGACAAAUACACAGUAUGCUCGAAUAGUGGAAAUAGUAGGAGAAUAUGACCUGGGAAUCGGUAUAACGUUAGGAGCCCACCAGUCGAUUGGAUUUAAGGGAAUCUUGUUGUUUGGUAACCCAGAGCAGAAGGCUAAGUACCUGCCCAAGUUGGCUGUUGGAGAUGAGAUCGCCGCAUUUUGCCUUACUGAACCCUCCAGUGGAUCCGAUGCUAGUUCAAUUCGCUCAAAAGCAGUACUUUCUGAUGAUGGGAAGCACUACAUUCUCAAUGGAAGUAAAAUCUGGAUAAGUAAUGGUGGAAUCGCCAACAUCUUCACUGUGUUUGCUCAGACCCCAGUCACAGAUGCUGAUGGUAAUACUACUGAUAAGAUCACAGCGUUCAUUGUAGAGAGGAGCUUUGGAGGAGUCUCAAGUGGUCCACCUGAGAACAAGAUGGGCAUUAAGUGCUCAAAUACUGCAGAAGUCUACUUUGAGGAUGUGAAAAUCCCAUUGGAUAACAUUUUAGGAGAAGUAGGAGAGGGAUUUAAAGUCGCUAUGAACAUUUUGAACAAUGGACGAUUUGGAAUGGGAGCAGCAUUAUCUGGGACAAUGAAAGGACUUAUCAAAAAAGCUGAAGCAGCCUGGUUUGUUGCUGAUGAAGCAAUUCAAAUUUCUGGUGGUAUGGGAUACAUGAGGGAUAGUGGAAUGGAGCGUGUAAUGCGUGACUUGAGAAUAUUCCGUAUUUUUGAAGGAACAAACGAUAUCUUGCGAUUGUUUAUCUCCCUUACUGGUCUGCAGAAUGCUGGAAAACAUUUGAAAGAGUUACAAAAAGCAUUCAAGAAUCCAGGUGGAAAUUUUGGAACUAUUAUGGAAGUUGUCAACAAAAGAGCAAAAAGGAUGGUAGGAGUAAGCUCAGCACCUUCACUCGAUCAGUAUGUGCAUCCUAGUUUAAAAGACUCCGCCAGCAAGACUGCCAAAGCAAUGGAGGACUUUGGCUUUUCGGUUGAAGACCUCUUGAUUAAACAUGGCAAAAAUAUUGUUGAGCAGCAGUUUCUGUUGUGGAGGUUGGCGGAGGCAACCAUUGAUAUCUAUGGCAUGGUUGCUACUCUUUCAAGAUGCUCAAAAUCUCUGAGCGAUGGAGCUGAAAGUGCAGACUAUGAGGCUAACCUUUGUAAGGUGUUCGUCAACGAGGCAUCAGUGCGUGUCUCCAAAAAUUUAGCUUAUUUGAAAUCGAGUACAGAAAAGGAAAAUUGCAAAUCGAUGACCGAAGUCUCCAAGAGCGUAAUUGAAAGAGGAUCAGUAGUGCAGCAACAUCCUCUCGGAUUCUAAGAUGUCUUAAGAAAUGUUAUAAUAUAGUAAAAUAAUAUAUGGAUAAUUGUGUUGAAAUCAAUGGAUGGAUGAAAUUGUAAAAUGAAAGAGGAAAACAUAUUAGUAAAAUAUGUACAGUAACAUAUCAUGUUUAUUGUGUAAUCUUCAAUAUUUUUGUUUUAUUUAAUGAUGACUGAGUAAGCUUUCUUCUUAUAAUUCAUUAGCUUAAGCACUAUUAUACAUUAUUACGUUUUAUGUGACUAAUAACUCUAAAUUAUAAUAAUAAUUUUAAUUAUGAAUAUUUAUGUGGCGCACAAUUUGCUACAAAGAAAGCGUAUGCUAACACUUCUUAUUUCACUAUAAGAAUUUAAAAAGACUGCUUUUAAAGCCAUUUUCUAAAUUGUCCAUACAGUAUAUGGGUCUGAUAUGCUAUCGUCAUGCCCAUAUAUGACCAGAACACACGUAUUUGUCUCAUAAAAUGUUAUAGUGUUGUUAUAGAGCUAUAGGAAGUCUGUUUAAAGAAGUUUGUAGAUUUGUUGUGUGGGGAAGUGCAGCAAAUGUUGUGAGAACUUGCGUUCAUGCACCACAAAGUUUGUGUGGAUAUGUUAUACUCAUGGGGUGUUCGUCUGGGCAUGGCUAGCUUUAAUACCUUGUGCUUAUGUUAGUGUGUUGUGUGGGCUAUUUUUAAGCUACUGAAACCAAAUUCAUAUUUUUUUAUGUAUGUUUUCUCAAUAUAUUUAUUCUUUGAAUAUAUCUUGCAUUUAUGUUCAAAGUAUGAUAGAAAAUAAACUUAGUUUAGUGUUAUCAUGCUCUAUGCUAUUAUCAGCACACUUUCUGAAGGUUGAAUGACCAGCUGGUUGCAAUACUGUACAGUGGUGGCAUCAUAAACUCCUGAAAGAUGGGUCCAAGUUGCCCAAUGAGGUCCAAGGUUCUAAGGGUUAACAAUUCACAUCAGUCCCACUGUAUUUGCAGCAAAUUUGAAGAAUAGGCACCAAGAUGCCUGGAAAUCGCACUGUCAGGCUGUAAUGCUGUAAUGUUUAUUUUUAAAGCAGCGUUCUUUGAAGAAAUAAUUGAAUUCUUUCUUGACUGGACCUCCAGUUAGUGCUGCUACUGAUACUAGACACUUGAACUGUGUUUAGUAAUGCUUGGAUGAUUGUGAAACCAUUCUGUGCUUCAUAUGAGUUACCUGAAAACCUUGUAUUCUUGUUUUAAUAAAAAUUACAUAUAUAUUGGUAGCAAUUUGAUGAUUGGUUGAAUUUUCUGAAUUUAAUAUACACAGUGGAACUCAUUUGUGACACCCUGGCCUAUUUAUAAGUGGACACCUUUUGGGCCAUGAAUCAAGGGAAAGUAUAUAAUUUAACACAAAAGCCAACUGUAAUUGAGGGGCCACCCCUAUUAAUGGGUCACUAUUUUUGGUCCUGAAGGUGUCUCCUUAAUAGCAGUUCUACUGUAAUUAGAAUGUCAACAUUUUUGUAAUUUCAAUUCAAAAUCGGUGUAUGAAAUAGGUGAAUACAUUCACAAAAUUUAGCAACUUAAAAUGCUAUACAAUAGAUUAUUAAGUACAUGAAAUUUCAUUCCUGAACCACAAUAUAUUACAAUAUUUAUUAUUACUCAGUACUCUAUUUCAGUUAAAAAAUACUAUACAGCUUUAUAUACAAUAUAUUAUAUAUUUUAAUAUUGAUAUUAUUUGCACGAUUAGUUGGUAUUAAUAUACUGAUAUAUAUAUAUGAACAACUUAGUUUCACAUUAACCUUAUCUUUCUAUCAUAUUGCUGUAUUAAAUUUAUGUUGAUACUAUACGUAAUUCUGAGACAAUUCUCAGAGUGGUUUUAGGUCAAAACCUAAAAAUAGCUAAUACAUCAGAAGUCUGCAUUAUGGGCAAUGUCGGUACAAUCCUUAAAUUAUUGAGGUUAAAGCAAUCAUCAAGCACCGCUUUGUAUCAAGGGCUUUAGACUUAUUCAAAAUAUUGCUUCUUGUGUGGACCUCACAUUUAUGGGCAUAAUAACUGUUUACUUCGUUUUAAAGUAAAUUCUUUUUGAACUGUUUUUUUUAAUCAAAACUUACAUAUUAUAUUAAUGUUAAUAUUGUUAAUCUUGUUUCAUUUAUCUCUUUUUAUCUUCAUUCUUCUUACUAACUCUAUUUUAUAUUUCCAACAGCUAACACAAAAACGGAUGUAAUUAACUUCUUUUCUUCCUUGAAAUUGACUAACUCUUUAAUUACAUCACCUAACCCUUGAAAUUACACGGUACAUUCGAAAAUUAUUUGCUCUUUAUUCAUGCAUUAUUUUAAUAUUAUUAUUUUACUUAUUUUACAUAAUAAAACACCCCAGUUUUACACUGAAAGGUGUUACCACGAUGCAAAUUCUCAGUAAAAUCCAAGUUGUUUAUAUUUUUCAUAGUUAUCGUUUUCGCCAUAGUUGUGCAACAGAUACAAUGCAAUUGUCUUAAUGAAGAUAUUUUUCCUGUGUUGUAUAUUUUUAAAAUGAAUAUUUAAUAUCAGUCAGUUUUCAAUGCACUGACUCAGUGGUAAAUCCGUUAUCAGGACAACAAAUUAUUUAGUUUAUUAGUGAGAUUUCGCAACCUUACGAAAACGAUAACGAAUACGAAUACGUCAUUAUUAUAGUCAUUCGUACUUCAGAUAUUCUUGACAAUACUGUAGUCUGUACGAGCCGAAUAUGAUUCUUGAUUCAUACAAAAGACAUGAGUCGCCUACGCUGUGACAUAUGGUGCUAUUGUAGGAAAAGGGUUGUCUAAAAAUUUGAUGACGUAAACGGCGUAUUCAUUAUCGUUUUCGUAUGGUUGCGAAAACUCUCUAUUAUUAUUACUACUACACAUAUUCGGGUUAUUAGUCAGCCAUCAAUUAAAAUUACAACUUAGAGAAAUAAUGUUCGAAGAUGCAUGUUUCAUACAGAAAUAUGAUUAUGAUAUUACUUAUCAAAGUGUGAAAGUGAGUAUUGAUGACGUCAUUAUUAAUCAUGUUGUGAUCAAUAAAAAUAAUAAUUUUGGAAAAAAAAAACCUACUGAAAAUAUAGUAGAAACCUUUUUCAUUAAUACGUGUGCAUGAAUUGAAAAUUGUGACUUACUGCAGAGUAUUUUAUUACAAGUUAUAUCAAUUAGAACAUGAGUAUUGUAAGUCGGAAAAAAUACAAUUGUGAGGCCAAGAUUCUACGCCUCGUUCUUUAUUAGAACAUUGUCAAUUGGAUUGUCUCUACAGGUGGUAAUAAACAAACUAGUACUUGAAAUUGAA